CCUCGACGCUUGCAUCGCCUUAUGAUGAAAUGUUUUGUAUUGCUAUUGAAAUGUCAGUUCGAAGUUCUCGUUGUUUGAAAACUAUUUGUAGUCAACUAUUCUUUAAUGUUUUGUAAUUGUUAUUACACUAAAGAGGAAUUUAUUGAAAAUGGCAGAUGUAAGGUUACUUAUACAAGAAGAAGGUCGAGCAGCUAGAAAUUUAAUAGCCUUUAAUGUACCAGUUGGAACAAAUAAUACUGAGAAAGUUACUAGGAAACCUCCUAGUGUUCCAAGAGUAUCACAUGCAAAUACAACUAAAAGGUCUAUGAAACCAACAGCAAGAGUAAGGUCAGCUUCUACUGGAAGAGACAAAAAAUCUGAAUUGCAGGCAAGAUAUUGGGCUUUUCUGUUUGGCAAUUUACAAAGAGCAGUUGAUGGUAUUUAUCAGACUUGCGAAGAAGAUGAAAAUAUAUCUGAAUGCAAAGAAGUAAUACUUGUUUUAGAGAAUUAUACUAGAGAUUUCCAUAACUUGAUUGAAUGGUUUAAAGUCAAAUGGGCAUAUGAGAAUUCUCCACCACCAUUAAGACGUACUCCAUUAGCUUGGGAAGUUAGAAAGACUUCUCCUUGUCGUAUGUGGAACUCAACAGUAAUUCCGAAAUCUACGAGUCCUUUACAAAGAAUGAGUCCCACAGAAUCUGUUUGUAGAAGUCCUGUUGAUCAAAUCAUCUCAGAAAAUAAACCCAUCACUUUAGAUAACAAAAUAAAUCACACAAAAGGGGAAACAGUUCAUAAAUUAAUGAAAGAUAAUAAAAGUAAUUUUUCCAAAAAUAAUUUGACAAAUGCAAACGAAAAAUGUAAAAGUUCAAUAGAUAAGGGAGCAAGUCAGUCAUUAAAUAAGGAUAAGUUGUCUUCAGUAAAGAUUAACAAAGGUCUUGUAAAACAAGCAGUACCUACAAAAACCGGUACCACCAUUAUAGCAGAGCAAAAAUCGAAUGAAACUUCUCCUCGCGAUGUCAAACAUAAGCUGGAUAUUAAAAGUACACCAAAAUCGGCUAAAAUUGAAACUCAGAAUACUGCUACCAAAAUAACGGAUUCUAAUGUAAUAACAGAAAAAAAUGAACAAGUCAUUCAUAAUGACAAUAAAAAUAUGUGUUUAAAUACUUCUACGUCAAGCGAGAAAGAAUUUUGUAAAUCUAAUAACAUGGAUAAUAAAUUGAGUUCCCAAAAUAAUUUUCAGAUUAAACCAUUAGGUCCUAAGAAUGAUUUAGGGUUAGGAAAAAAUGAGAUUAAUGCUAAAGUGAAAAAGCAAAAUAUAGGAAAAAAUAUUAAAUCGAUUGGUAUAGAAAAUGUAGUAACAGAAAAUAAAAUAACAGAACCCCUUAGUGUAGCAAAAGAUAAUAAUAGUACUAUUGUAGUGCAUAAGAAUAUACAAAACAUUACAAUAGCAUCUAAUAAAGUUAAUCAGAAAUUAAAAAGGCAGUCAAGUAGUAAUGACAGCACAAAUAAUAAAAAUGUAAUGAAAUCUGCAUCUGAUACAGCAUCCAGUAUUCCGAAUAAAGUUACAGUAACUAAACCAGCAUAUUCUACAGUAUCACAAAUGAAGAUUGUGAAAACGAAGCAAUCAAAUCUGCCAGAAACUCCGAAAUUUAUUAGGAGUAAAACUACAUUAAGCGAAAAGAAUGUGUCAACUUCAAAUAAAAUAAGACCUGGAACAUCCGUAAUAGUUCGUCAACGGUUUCAGCCACUCGAUAAUAAGAUUUCAGAACAAAGUUCAUUAAAGAAGGAUCAAAGUAAAGAUAUAAAUGGUUCCGUAGAAGUGUUAACGAAGCAAACCGUUGCUAUAAAAACAAAGGAAGAAGCUGAUGGUUGGCAAACCGUUCGUAGUCGUUACAGAAGAGGUAGCACUCACAAUUUAAAUAUGUCUACGAGAUUUCACAAACCGAGCACCGCAACAUCGUUACCAGCUUUGUCGAUCGAAAGUCCUUCGGAGAAAAAUAAGAAAAAUUGUUUAACUCCAGAUGGAAAUAACAAACAGAAGAAGAAAUGUAUUGUAGAGAAAGAAGGGAAAAAUAUAAGUAACGAAGUGGAGAAAGUGAAAGGAGAAUCUGUUGUAAAUAUUACCAUUAAAGAUAAGGUAGAAGAAGUUUUAAAGAACACUAUUAAUUUAAAGGAAAUCAAUUCUACGUCAAUGAUAGCAGCUAUUUUUAAAAGUGAUGCAGAAUUACUUGAAAAACGUAUACAGCAAUUUAUGGCUGCUCAAGCUGAAAGAGAAAGAAUAAUUCUAGAGGAGGAAAGAAAGACCGAAGAAGCCGAUUCGCAACGGUCACAGCAGUUAUCAGACGAAGAAGCAUCUUUGCAUAGACAAAUUUUGGAAUUAGGAUGUACUGAAACUGAUAUUGAUACAGAAACCGAUGAAACAGAUGGUGAGAUGAUCCUUGAAAUGGAAGAUGAACGUGGAUCAUCCCCUAAUGCGAUACCUGAUGAUGUCAGCAUUGAAGAUAGAUACGAACAUAUGUUAGAUGGAAUGUCCUGGGCAGAUUGCGUGGAUACAAUCGCUCAGUUACGCGCAUUGGUAGCUCGUCAUCCUGGCAGGGCUUUAGAAUUGCAUCAAAAGCUUUCGUCUCCAUCGCGAAAAAGAUCUUUACCCGAAACGUUAAGAAGAUACCACGCGAAACAAGCUUGUGCACAACGUAAACGUCAGAAGCUCCUGAUGGAGAAGUCACAGAGGUUAAGAGAACUAUUGAACAAGGUGGAAGAUGUUAAAAGCGCGAAAAACCAAUUAAUAGAAGACAAGAGAAUUAGAAUGGAAACGAAAUUGAAGAAAGCAGAAGAAAAUAGAACGCAGCAUUUAUUAGAAAUAGUGAGGAAGGCUCAUGAUGAGGAUUCAAAAUUAAAGGAAAUUGCAUUUAUCAAUGAACUCGAGGCACAGAAUAAAAGACACGAUUUUAUGGCGUUGUGUCAAGAACAGGAAGAGAGAUUGCAAGGAAUUCAGGAAGAACGUCAACGUCGACAAGAAGAGAAGGCAGCCAAAGAAGCUGCGGCUGAAGAACGUAGACGAGCUUUAGAAGCGGAAAGGCAAUUGCGUAUCCAGAAAAUGAAGCAAGCUCGUCGUGAACGCGAAGAAAGAGUUGGCAAAAUGCAGUUAGAAAGAGAGAAGGAACGUCAGGAGAUUGCUAGAGAAAAAGCCAGAGACCGAGAAGAGAGACUGUCGGCGCUUCAUGCAGCUCAGUUAGCAAAUCAAGAAGAAUUACAAAAGAAGAUAGCACAAAAGCAGCAAGAAUCAGCCAGAAGACACGUGGAAAAUAUAGAACACAUUAGACAAAGAGCAGUAGAAUCUUCGAUCCUAAGAGCAGAAGAAGUUCCACCUAUGCUUAAAUCGUAUCCUGCUCAAAAGCAGUGUUCCUUAUGUGGGAUAGUUAUUCCCAAUGAAGUGUACUUGUUAAGCCAUUUAAAAGGGAAAACACAUUUAGAAGCAGUAAAAAGUGCGCAUGAUGGUCGUGAGCCAUCACGAGACGAAUUACAACGCUUCAAUAUAUUACAGAUUCAAGAUUUACCAGUUUCUGUGAUCGAUAAUAAUAAUUCGAACGAAGUUAAAGCCGCGAAAGAGAAGCAGAAAGCUUUAAAACGUCGUUGUAGAAAAAUGAAGCAACGUAUGAUUCUACGUGGAAAGGAAUGGGAAGAUACUCAUAAGACAGAUGUAAAUCAAUCCGUUGAGUCAACUAAUAAAGCAAAGUUCCGACGAAAUUUGAAAGAAUUAGACCGGUUGUAUAAUAAUCAUCUGAAGACCGCAUGGUCAAGCGUUGCCAUUUCCGCUUUGGAACGUUGCUUGGGUGAAAUAACAAGAGCCUUUUCAAAAUCGUGUCCAUUUGAUCAAAAUGCAUUUCAAGUAUUGAAUGGAUUCGAUGUUUUAACAAAUCUGUUGAAUCUGGGCUUGCAAGCACAAAAUGCCUCCCAUAAUCUUCCAAAUAAAAGCAUUGUGUCUGUGUGUCGCGUGUAUAAACUUAGUGUCAACGAAAACGAUACUAAUAUAGAAGCCAUCUUAUCGAGCAACAAGAUUCUGGUCAUUCUGGAUCUUCUUCUUCAACAUUUAGAGAGUAUGACGAAACUCGACGACCACCUCCAGGUGCAGGAAGCAUCCGGUAAUUCGAUCGGAAAUGGAAUCGUAGCUAGCAGCCUGAUGCAACUGCUGUGCAGCUUUAUCCCGGAGGAACCCUUUGAGAAAUCGGCGUUGCAAACGCGGGUUCAGGAUAUUGCCGGAUAUCUGGUAGCAGGAGGACUGGUAGAUCGAAUAUCUCGACACAGCCGCGCUUUGAUCGAGACAGAUUUCUUUUUAGAUCAAGAUCACGAAUCGCCUGUUUUGGUAUCCGCCUACGAUCUACUCUUUCGGAUCUGUUGCCACUUGAAAAAGUCAACGGACCAAGAAAUCGGGAACGUUCACGAGAAUAAUAAUAACGUCGAACAGACGAGCGUCGAAUCGCAUCUUCUGUCAACCUUGUCGUUGACCGAAGCUGCAGGUGCAAUCGGUGCACUUUACGCUGCAGUUGCAUUGACACCUCAAAAUCAGAAGGGUUCCUCGCCGACCCCUAAUCAGAUCGCGGUGUCUCAAUCUACGAGGAUUUUAAUUGUUCGCAGUCUUAGGCUACUUAAAUCCAUCGCAGGAUUGAAUCUUCAGAAGUUACAGAAUCUUUUGGGUGCAGAAGGCACCAGCUUGCAAUGGCGACUGAUAGCUAGUCAUGUGAUAACUCGAUUAUCACGGGAUCCAAUAUCGCACAAGCCGGAAAUUGGAUCUGCGCAGAACACUAGUGGUACUUACAUCCUGUCAGAACUGUUCCAGGUUCUCGGCUAUUUUGCAGUUAAUAACCCGGAAAAUCAGUUAGUACUUCAGUCGGCUGGAGCUGGACCGAGCGUUCUUCAGCAACUGUGUACACUGCCAUUCCCAUUUUACGGCGCUCCAGGAUUGACAUCCUACAUUUUCCCGACGCUUUUGGCGGCUACGCAUCAGAAUCCAGAAGCGACGGCAAUUCUCUCUUGCGAAUUGUCUUAUCAGCUAUUAGAAGAAUACAAGAAUUCGGACGAGGGUAAGCGGAAUCCUUUAGUCCGUUUACUAAAAGAUUCGCCUAGUCCUUAAUCGUCUCCGCCAGGAUUCGAUUAGUCCGUUUCAGAUUCUUCGAGUUCCUUCUUUAUACUCCAUAAACUUCAUGGACAUCGUUAAUCGAAGGACCAUCCCUUAUAUUCCGUUCAAAAAGCCGAGAAACAAUCAAGAGAAAAUUGUUUUCAGGUACGUCCAUCGUUAAUUGAAUAAUUAAACUGUACCUCGAGGCUGGCACUCGAAGGCGAUUAAUUUAUAUCAAAUGCAAGAAUUUCCACCAGAUAGGUAGAAAUUAGGGGUGUGAGAGUAUUCAAGACGUACGAGUACUCGGGUAGCCCGAUACAAUUUCAGAAGACCCUUAGUAGAAAUAUGUAAAAUUAUUUUUUUCUUUUUACCGUGGUAUGUUUCCAUCGGUAACUGAUCAAUCGAAGAGUUCUUUUUUUUUACAGAAAGCAGUAAUUAUAGGGAGAAAGAGCUCGAAUGCAGCUUUUUCCAAUGCACUUUGAGUGCUACGCGUUUAAUUACUAUUCCUCUUAGGCGAGUUUAAGCUGCCGUUAAUGAUCGUCGAUUAGAUAUUCACGAGUUAUCGCCGAUCACGUUGAUAUAUCCGCAAUGUUAAAUACACGAGCCACGUUUCACACGUUUUAACGUAUCGAGUAUGGCUGAAUUGCAUUAACCACAGCAAGAAAUGAAAUUUUCUUCGGUUGAGAUAUCGUUUCUGUACGAACACCUUUUUCUACUGUAAUUAGCGUGGCUAAUUAUUACCGCGUAUUUUUAUAAUUUAUAGAUCUGGCUGAUCAGCGAUAACGUGGUAAUACGUCUUUUUAGAAUCUAACACUUUCAUGGGUAAUAAUUUGUCCAUUUUUCUAUAAUUGCAAAAUGGUAUUUCAAAUUUUCCUUUGAAGUGAAUAAAAAUUGAUAUGUUAUAAAUCCAAGUAGAGGUAUGUUAAACUAUGAAAAUGGAAAGUUUUUUUUGUUUUGUUGAAUUAACUAUAAUUUUUUUUUAUUAUUUACAGCAAAAAUAUCGUUACUUAAUAUAAAAUGUUUAUUUAGUUCUUUGAUACGUACACAUAUUUUAUUUGAAAAGUUGAUUUGUUUAUGUAAAGAACCUCGUUUUCGUUUCAAUUUCGUGAUGGACGAACAUAAGGGAACAAUUUUCAUGCAUACGUUGGAAGUCAUCAUUGUUUGAUAAAUGUAAUUUUAAUUAAUGAUCAAUUAAAGGCUAGAAUUAUCUGUUGAAAUGACAGAAUCGUCUCGGAUUACUAUUUUCGCAUGUAGUCGUUUUGCUACUGGGUUAAAGAUACAAAACUCGUCAAAUCUCGCGGUAUUAAACAUACUGCUCAAAAAAUUUUACUUUUGAAAAAGUAAAAAAUUUAACAUGGCAGUAAUCUUAGAAUAGACCUGAGUAUUUUUGAAUCUAACCCAGGAAACAAUUUCUAAGCUUUAUACCUUACGAUCAUUAAUAAAUUCGUACGGUUCUUCGUACUGUACAUUUGCGAUCAGAUCAGGCUUUUCUAAGGGGUGAGUUUAGGAAAGGGGAGGCCUAUGAUGAGGACUAGGGAUGCCGGAACACGAGGUAACCCGUGACAUCACAAUUUUUCCUGGGAAUGCCUGAUUUGCUCACGAUUGUACUCGUUACACUCUUUUCCACGCGUGCCAAUAAUUCAUGCAAAUGAACGUGUCUUUUGAACGGGCCUUUUAAAUGUUUUUAGCUGUCGUGCAAUGAUCAAGUUGCGACUCCUUAGAAUUAGAAUGGUAUAAAUAUAUAUUUUCCAUGCGUGUGCGAAACCACGUGAACCACUCUGCCUUUUUUUAUUUUGUAAAGUGUGCCGAAUACCAACAUAUGUGCACCCUUAAUUAAAAGACAGAGAACUCAUCUUUUGGAUUUAGCACACUUUACAUCACAAAAGUGUAGAUCUCUGUGUCUCCAGAGCACAUUUCCUUUUUCCUUUUUGUUUUCAAUUUUGGUAAAAAUCUUCGGGUUGUUUUGAGCAGUUCUCGCAACACAAUAUUUAUUGUAAAAGUUUGUGAUAAUGUGUUGAGAGAAAAACUGUGUAUAUAGAUGGACAUAAUCUUCAUUAAAAUUAGAUGCUGUUUGAGAAAGACUGGAUUGUAAAAUCUAUUUUUAUCUCAGCACUAAAUAUUCCUUUUUGUUGAAUUAUUUAACGAUAAAUGUGUUUCUUUUUAUUUUCCUUGUUUACACGUAGGAAACGUGUAAAUAUUUCAUUAAGAUGGAUUAAUAAAAAAUUAUUUACUUCGUCUAUUAUUUAAUUUCUAUUAAAAUAAACACGAGAACCACUUAAAAAAUUCAUGAAAGCACAGAAUGCGAUGGCAUGAAAUGCCAUUGGCAUUGUGAAAGAAAUAUUUUUUAAGAUAAAUAUUUAUUUUAAAAGGAUACGAAUUGGUCGUAGGACAAUGUACGAUUCAUUGUUAAAAGGAAAAGGAGAAAAAUGAAGUACUUAGGAGGUACAGGUUUUCGUGGCUGCAGCGAACGCACUCGUGCAAUGUCCUGCCAAUGCAAUUAAUAUUCAAGUAUUAUAAUAUGAUAUAUACAUAUAUUUAGUGAAUAUUUAAUGCGCGGAACACUAAUGUAAUUUUACCGUGUAAAUUUUGUUGUUCGACGGCUCGUGAAAUAUUUUCUAUCUAAGAAGAAUCUGAUAUUUAUUUAUUGGAACUACAGUGUCGAACGAGAAAUUUCAUUGAGUGUCGAAGAUACUUUACUUCGAACGUUGUUCAAUUCAUUUUGAGUACUGUGGAAUAGCAAAAUUUCUACACUGGUACGACGUAGAAACAGUAAAAUUGUAAAAGCUUGAGAAGUUAGGGAUGGGAGCAUUUCUGUGGAACGAAUAAAAUCAUGAUUUGCGAUUGAAAAUAAUAACAUAGAAUUUUUGUGAAAAAUGUCGCAAAAAUGAUAUUUAUUCGUCCCAGUUGCGCGUCGUCUAAAAAAGAUAAGUAGAAAAAACAAAGCGUCUUUUCAUCGCUGCUAGAAACUAACGUCUAAGAGAUAACUAUUCUAAUUAAAGUAAUUUUUACACUGUAACAAGUGUUAUUUUCAAUCUCUUUUAAACUCAUGCUUCGAUGCUUCAACACAGAACCAUCCAUACCAGAUUUUCCAAAUAAAUAAUGCAAAUGCACAGCAGUUUCACGAAUCAUUAUCCACAAUCGUAGUUUUUCUCAAUAAAUCUGUGGAUUGAUCUGAAGAUCGAACAUACGCUUUGUUCGUUUCGUUAGAAGUAGUGAUGAAAUUUGGAUUAAUAAAUUUGGAUUAGAAAACUU
Osmia bicornis bicornis is the source of this 8344-nucleotide messenger RNA. RefSeq names its product S phase cyclin A-associated protein in the endoplasmic reticulum (gene ssp3). Lineage: Eukaryota; Metazoa; Arthropoda; Insecta; Hymenoptera; Megachilidae. The transcript has 15 exons. Bases 149 to 5107 code for a protein of 1652 amino acids. The record is from RefSeq and is a predicted model, not a curated record.